UCUUGCCCUCGGAAGAAACUUGGAAGCAGGAUGCCCGGGCCGAUGCUUCCUGGCCCGUGCAGGUUCUUGGAGAGAUCGGAGACGGCUGCCGGAGGGAAGGGCGUGGCCUGGCAGUAUUUUCGGUGCCUGGCAUAGCUGCCUGCACCUGGGAGGGGGCUGGCGAAGGAACGUGCGGGACUACAAAAGUGGGACAAGUGUGGAAGGAGAAGAAAGGCAGGGGUCGGAAUUCAUUUAACGGACGGGUAUGGGCGCGGCGAGGAGGUGGGAUCCGGGGGCGAGUGCGCCUGGGCCGGGCAUCCCACCUGGCCCCCUUCCUCUAGCGGCGGGGGGGCUCGUCCUGAUCCUCGCCUGCCUCUGCAGUCGCGCCCUUUCCACGGGUGCUUCUGGACUUAUGGCGAGUCCAGAAUUCUCAGCGGCUGCCUUUUUUGGGAAAAAAAGACAAGUAGGAACAGGAAGGUUUCGGGUCGAACCACCUCGAUCGCUCCAAGGAAAAUGCCCUGAGAGCUCAGGGCCGCCUGAAUCAUCUUCUCUUGGCCUUGUCUGCAGGCAAGUUUAAACCCAAACAGACCCAAAUUGAUUUCCCCGUUGGUGCCAAAGAAAACUCGCGCCUGAAAAUGGGGCUGAGCGCAGCGCCACCCGGCGGUUGUCAGGUGUUCCUGAGACUGCUUGCCUUAGAACGCAGCGCUCUGGCCCUUGGAAAAGAUGUGCAUGGACGUCGUUUCUUUGUGUUUGAUGCUUUUUCUUAGAAUUCGCUUCAUAUGAGGAGAGAAAUGGAAUAUUUGCACUCCAGGUAGUUGUUCAGUGCCCUAGCGAAACCUUAGCAGUGGCUAGGAAGAAUUUGUGUGGGUUAACAUUGUUCCUUGCCUUGGAGAUUUCUGAGGUAGCCUCAGUUUCCUCUUCUGCACAGCUGUGCACUGGCAAUGAUAAUAAUACCUAUCUUACAGGGAAAUUAUGAGGGUAAACUGAGAUGAUAAGUAUGACGUGCUUAACACACCGAUAGAAACAGUGAAUACUGCUAAAUAAACGUGAUUGACGUUAAAUGAUAAUGGUAAAGUUGAUGACGGGCAGACCCUGCUGUGUGGCCUCAGUGCAACACUUAGGGAACCAUAAGAAUCCAGUCACUUCAUGGCAUUGACUACAUGUUUACUGUGUUCUAGGAGCUUCAGGAUGGUUCAUGCUAAGAGCUGGACCCUGAAGAAACACUUCGUAGGCCGCCCUACUAAUAGUGACUUUGAAUUGAAGACAGUCGAACUCCCACCCUUAAAAAAUAGAGAGGUCCUGCUGGAAGCUUUGUUCUUCACUGUGGAUCCUUAUAUGAGGGUUGUGGAAAGUAAAAACUCAGCCUUCCCAAUAGGAACAACUGUAGUGGCUCCUUCCGGCUGGACGGCACACUCCAUUUCUGAUGGGAAAAACCUGGAAAAGCUGCUUGCAGAGUGGCCAGACACGUUACCACUGUUUUUGGCUCUGGGAAUGGUUGGCAUGCCCAGCCUAACAGCCUACUCUGGCCUGCUUGACAUCUCUGGUGUGCAGGGUGGAGAAACAGUGCUGGUUAACGUGGCCGCAGGAGCAGUGGGCUCCGUUGUGGGGCAGAUCGCUAAGCUCAAGGGCUUCAAAGUUGUUGGAGCAGCAGGGUCUGACAAAAGGGUUGCCUGCCUUGAAAAGUAUGGAUUUGAUGUCACCUUUAACUACAAAACAGUGAAGUCUUUGGAAGAAACUUUGCAAAAAGCCUCUCCUGAGGGUUAUGAUUGUGAUUUUGAUAAUGUGGGUGUAGAGUUUUCCAACGUUGUUAUCCCCCAGAUUAAGAAAUUUGGAAGACUUGCUAUUGCUAUACGUGGGCCCAUCUCUACAUAUAACAGAACCGGCCCCCUUCCCCCAGGUAAUGAGCUCACGCACAUGAUCACAGGUGUAGAAAGACGGGACAAGGAGGAGAUUCACAGAUAUGGUAUGGGGAGAUGGAUGGCCAAAAGGACCAGAGACUCUUUCAAUCCUAUUAGCGACAGACUCAAAAUAAAAGCAGAUCUUCUGAACUCCUCAUACAGAGUCGUUUCUGCUACAAAUGAUUCUGUGCUGUUGGGUAAAAUCCAGUACCAUGAACACAUUACUGAAGGAUUUGAAAGCAUGCCACCUGCAUUUAUGGGAAUGCUGAGAGAAUUUGGGGAAGCAAUAGUGAAAGCAUGAACAAAAAUGACACAUGGAAUCUAGAAAUCAUUUGGAUGAUUACUUAGUUUCUUUAUAAUCAUUUAGUAAAAGGUAUGCUGUCUUCAUGAUCUAAAAAACAUUAAUUGUAAUGCAUCUGAUCUACCUAAUAAAAUACAUUUAAGUGGAAUAUAAUUAGCAAGAGAGAGGGAAAAUUUCAUAUUGAACAAUGGCCAAGUGAACUUACUGCCUGCUAUAGUUCCCUCAGGGUUAUGAUAGAAAAUAAUGGCUCUCGAGUCCAAAAGUUUACUGCUUCUGAUUUUUCAUCUGUAAAGUGAGGACAGUAACAUCUGCUUCACAUACAUAUUAUACAUUUAUUUAAAACACCAGCAUAACACGUGGCAUGUAUUAGGUACUCAGUAAGUGUUAGCUACCUCCCUGCAGAAAUCAGUGAAUUUGAAGUCAAGAUCACCACCCCUAUGGCUUAUGGUUACACAAGGAGAAAUAACCAUUGCUGAUGUACACGGACUCAGGGGAGCCCCCAUUGGUCCUCUUCGGGCAGGUCUAACGUGGCAGACCAAGGAAGGAAUCUAUCGCUCACAACAGCUACAAAAAAAGAUAACAUAUGGGAAUCUUUAUAAGCCAACAAAAAUGUGAGAGAUUAUUAUGAAGAAAGCUUUGAAACAUGACUAAGAAACACAAAAGAAGACAGAACAUAUGGAAGUUACCAUGCUCUUGGACUGGGAGAUUCAGUAUCAUGAAAAUGUCAGUUCUGUUGAUCAAUUCUGCUACCAAAUAGAGGAGGGAUCAAAUUGGAGUACAAGGAAAAAAUAAGAGGAAAAAGUGCGAUUGUGUGUGUGUGUGUAUAAAACCUCUGGAAAGAUGUAAUAACAAGAACUGAGGUGUGCCUGAAAGAUGGGGGAUAAGAGAAAAACUACACUUUUGUGCUUUUUGAAUUCUGAAUCUAAUGAACAAAUUUAUUCACUAUUACAAAUUCAAUUAAAAAAAUUAAAGUCCCUGUGCUUCUGUGUCCCCUUCCCAUAUGGGGGAAAUAACAUAUGCAUGAGAAAAAACUCAGGAAAAGGUGGGGUCACCCCUAAGGCUGGGCACCCCCUGGUGUUUUUACCUCUCAAACUUGUCCACAAGUUUGAGCCUCCAGCAGCGUGUCAGCUCCAGGUGAAGGGUUCCUGCCCCAGCACUGGGUCCCGUGGUGGGUUCUGUUCUAAGGCUUCUACCCCAGUAGCUUGUGACUCUCGGUAUCUGUCUGACUCUCCCACUCUGGGGGCAGUGGUUUACCCCGUGACCUAAGGUCUCUGCUGGAUCUCAAGAGUUGUUGAUUUUUUUAUGCUCAAUGUUUUUCUUGUUGUUAGGACAGACUGAUGACACCCAAGCGCAAUACAUGCUGGACCAGAAACCAGAAGUCAAGAGCAUGUACGUAUCUAUAUACAUAU
Delphinapterus leucas (beluga whale) is the source of this 3587-nucleotide messenger RNA. The record is from RefSeq and is a predicted model, not a curated record. NCBI's taxonomy places the organism in Eukaryota, Metazoa, Chordata, Mammalia, Artiodactyla, Monodontidae.